Molecule: messenger RNA, 1913 nt
Organism: Corticium candelabrum
Lineage: Eukaryota; Metazoa; Porifera; Homoscleromorpha; Homosclerophorida; Plakinidae
Product: selenocysteine-specific elongation factor-like
Exons: 19
Coding region: 30-1808 (592 amino acids)
Biological process (GO): selenocysteine incorporation
Molecular function (GO): GTPase activity; GTP binding; translation elongation factor activity
Source: RefSeq, a predicted model, not a curated record
GACACUUGCACGUGGGCGAGGCAGCAGACAUGGCCACUAGUCAGCGCAUCCUGAACAUCAAUCUCGGUGUCCUUGGUCAUAUCGACAGUGGCAAGACGUCGCUAGCAAAGGCGCUCAGCACGAUUGCGUCGACUGCGUGUUUCGACAAGCAUCCGGAGAGCAAGGAGAGAGGAAUAACGUUGGAUCUAGGAUUCUCAUCAUUUGCUGUUCCUCUCCCUGAACACAUGGCAGGUUUACCGUAUGAUUCCAUUCAGUACACGUUAGUUGAUUGUCCAGGACACGCGUCUCUCAUCAGAACAAUCAUUGGUGGAGCUCAGAUUAUCGAUUUAAUGAUGCUGGUGGUUGAUGCGACUAAAGGUAUCCAAACACAGACAGCAGAGUGUCUUGUGAUUGGUGAGAUACUGUGUGACAAGAUGGUUGUUGUUCUGAAUAAGAUUGAUCUCUUUCCGGAAGCGAAACGCGAAGCAUCGGUUGAGAAGAUUACAAAAAGACUAUCAAAGACGUUGGCCACUACAAAGUUUGUCUCGUCUCCAAUAAUUCCAGUUUCAGCUAAGCCUGGUGGACCUGAAGGUCCAGAGGGACAGUCUGUUGGUGUUGAUAAAUUGAUUAAGACUUUGAGUUUGCACAGUUCUGUUCCUGUUCGAACUGGCGACGGUCCGUUUCUAUUUGCUGUUGAUCAUUGCUUUGGAAUCAAGGGGCAGGGAACGGUUAUGACGGGAACAAUUCUAAAUGGCAGUGUGGCAGUAAACAAUACUAUUGAGAUUCCAUCCUUAAAGGUAACAAAGAAAGUGAAGUCAAUGCAGUCGUUUCGACAACCAAUUCAAAACGCGAUGCAGGGAGAUCGUGUCGGAGUCUGUGUUACUCAGUUCGAUCCCAAGCUGUUGGAGCGAGGGCUCGUUUGCAGUCCUGGAACACUGUCUACGUUGUAUGCUGCUAUUGUGUCUAUGCACAAGAUACAGUAUUUUAAGGGAGCCGUAUCCUCGAAAUCUAAAUUCCAUGUAACGGUGGGUUAUGACACCGUAAUGGCAAGACUCUCACUCUUUGGAACUCCAACGGACUCCCAACACGUACCAUCACCAGACUUUUCAUUUGACCGAGAAUAUUGUCAUCAAGACGAGCUUCUAGUGGAACCAUCAACAAAGUCAAAGACUGAAGCAGCAGCUGCUGUGGCAGAUUCUUUAGACAAGAAGACCGACAUUGUAGUGGGAAGACAAUUUGGUCUGUUGGAAUUUGAACGCCCAGUAACAUGUCCUUCGAAUAGUCUCAUCAUUGGAUCUCGACUAGACACAGACAUUCAUAGCAACAUGUGCAGGAUUGCAUUUCAUGGCCAUAUAAUAGAAGGUCUUACUGACAAGUUUUAUCCAGAGACUGUUCUACCGAAGUUGAAAGUCUUCAAAGUGAAGAAAAGAGAGGGUGUUGUAGAACGGUUACAAGACGAAUAUACAGUCAUCGUACGUUCUAUUUUUAAGAAAGAGACAAACAUGCAGUUAUUUGCUGGACUACGAGUGAAGCUGUCAACUGGCGAAGAUGGUGUCAUCGAGGGCUCGUUUGGUCAGAGUGGAAAGUCUAAAGUUCGAAUACCAGCUGGUCUCUUACAAGAGACGCAAAAGUUACUAUCAAGCCAUAAGAAAAAGGGUGGCAAGUCAAAAUCAGGUUGGUGUAAGCAACAUCGAUCAUCGCUGAGAUAUACUGAUGGCAUAUUAUUAGAUGAAGAUGGCAGCUUAACCGACAGCAGAGAAAGCAACAUUCGUGUAACUCUUCAGUUCAAGAGAUACAGUUUUGAUGCUGCUAAGAAGAUGAUUCAGUAGCGGUAACUUUAUAAUGAAAAUUUGUAAGAAAUAUGCAUACCAACUGUAAGGUGUUGGACCUCACUCAAUGAGCUGUUUGAGGUAAAAGAGUAUAAGCAACAACAA